AUGUGGCAAAUUGUGUUGGCCAAUUUUCUUGUGAUCACUGUAAGACCCAACUUAUCCUGAUAUCCCAGAUUUUUUCAAAUAUCCUUUAGACGUGCUCGAUUGGCAUUUGGGCGAAUUUGCGACUUUGUUGGAAGCUCUUCAAAAUUACACCGUAUACCAAAUAUAUUCAAUGGCAUACGAUGGCGAAAGGAUUGUCGAAUGUGGCGACAAUGCUUGUUUUUGCAGGGAUUCAGAUUCCCACUAUGAUUAUGUAAGUGUGCCAGGUUUUCAUAAAAAUGGGCGGAGCUUGGCGAUUUUUGAUGGAAUUGAAGAUUUCAUUAAGCCACGCCCAUUUUUGCAAGUCUGGCACGGUUUUUUUUUUGAAAAAUAGAAAUUCUGGGAACAAAACUAUGCCAGGGUUGCAUAAAAUUUUUUUUUGAAGAAUUCUGAAGCCACGCCCCUUUUAUGCAAUCCUGGCAUGUUUUAUUUUAAAAGAAAAAUUUGUGAUAAAACAACAUCGGCAAAAAAUCUCAAAGCCACGCCCCCUUCUGCAACCCUCGCACAGUUUUUCUUUUCAGGAAUUGCUCAGUCUACCCAGAAAUCGUCUACCGUUAUGGCGGUGCUUUGGCAGGUCUCACCAUGAUUCCAGCUCGACUCAAUCAACUUUGUCUGUCCUUCGGAACCUGUUACAUCGCCUUCUUCCCAUUUCGCCAAAUUUCCGAUGUUAUUUUAUAUUCUUCAAUGGGAUUUGCAGGUAAAACGAUUUCUCUGCGUCUCUUACUCUCCAGCUGUCUGGUGUCUCUCACUUCUACUUGCUCUCUUAUCGACGUAUCCUCUGCGUCUCUAACCUCUCAAUUUUCAGCUAUCCUCGGUCUCGCCAUUUUCUCGAUCCGAAUUCAAUCUGAGCAAUGCUCGUUCGAAUUUCUCGCCUCAACUUUUGCGUGGACAUAUUCCGAUGGAAAAUGUGCACAAAUUGUGGUCGAUUUCGUGUUCUACGGUAUCAAAUUUCAAAUAUAUUCUGGAUAUUUUGCCAAUUUUCUAACUUUUACCAAAAUUUGUGUGGAUGUUUUGAAGAAGAAAUCAUUUGUUGGCAAUCAGGAAUUGGCGAAUCGCUUGAGGAAAACGAAAAUUCGUUUGGCACAGUGUGUUAUUCAGGAUUUUCCAUUUUUGAUUGAUGUAACUGUUCAAUUUGGACAUGAAUUGAGACGUGGCAAUUAUUCGGAUCUUGGUUUUCUUUUGCCAUUCCUUUUUAACACGUUAUUUUGGAAUAUUGGGCAUACUGUAGAUGGGUACGGUAGCGUCCUUUAGAGAUCACGAAAAAAUACUGUUUUUUCAGCCUCACAAUGCUGUUUAUGUUGAAUGUCACGAAAAAGGUGGUGAGGAUCGAGGAUUCGAAUUCAAAUUGA
This is a messenger RNA of Caenorhabditis angaria, 1385 nucleotides long. Lineage: Eukaryota; Metazoa; Nematoda; Chromadorea; Rhabditida; Rhabditidae. The record is from the annotation of a GenBank genome assembly.